AUGGCGUCCCCCAUUGGCCCCCCAGCGUACAAUGGCCAUGAAAAAGGACAGGCCGACAAGGGCGGCGUUACCACGAACCGCGCGGAAUCUCUCGACGGCAUCCGAAUCUCCAUAUCCUCCGGCGACACGAAGCGAAAUACGACUCACCGACAGCUCAAGGCCAGGCACAUCCAGCUCAUUGGCAUUGGAGGUACUAUUGGCACCGCUCUCUAUGUUCAAAUCGGAAAAGGUAUCCUCAAUGGCGGACCCGGCAGUUUGUUCAUUGCCUUCAGCUUCUGGUGCACCAUUGUCCUCGCCGUAACGCUGUGCAUGGCCGAAAUGGUCACCUAUCUGCCCAUCUCGUCGCCCUUUAUCCGAUUCGCAGGCCGCUACGUCGACGAGGCCUUUGGGUUUGCCACGGGAUGGAACUUCUUCAUCUUUGAAGCCGCGCUGGUGCCGUUUGAAGUGACGGCGUGCAACUUUAUCAUUCGCUACUGGACCGAUGCGAUUCCCACUGGCGCUUUCAUUGCAAUUGUCAUUGUGCUGUAUGCCCUCAUUAAUGUCCUGGCGGUGAAAUGGUAUGGCGAGACCGAGUUCUGGGCGGCGAUUGGCAAAGUAGUGCUCAUCGUUGGCCUCAUCAUCUUCACGUUCAUCGUGAUGCUGGGCGGGAACCCAAAGCACGACCGCUUCGGAUUCCGCUUCUGGAACGAGCCAGGGUCCUUUGCGGAGCUGUACUACGAGGGCAACUUGGGUCGAUGGCUGGGCUUUCUGCAGUGUCUCAUUCAGGCGGCGUUUACCAUUGCUGGGCCGGAUUACGUCUCCAUGGCGGCGGGCGAGGCAGAGAACCCGCGUGCUGUGAUGCCGAGGGCGUAUAACGCCGUGUUUUACCGGCUGACGGCUUUCUUCAUCCUGGGAUCGCUGUGUGUGGGCAUUCUGGUUCCGUAUAACGACAAGGAGUUGAUUGCGGCCUUUGCGAGUUCAAAACCAGGCGCUGCUGCUUCUCCCUACGUCGUCGCCAUGAACCGUCUUGGAAUCAACGUCUUGCCUCAUUUUGUCAAUGCCGCUGUCCUGACGGCUGCCUUUUCAGCCGGAAACUCGUACGUCUACUGCGCCUCUCGAUCCCUGUAUGGCCUCGCGUUGGAGGGAAAAGCGCCGAGGUUUCUGACAACCUGCACCAAGGCCGGAGUUCCGGUCUACUGCGUUGGCUUCGUCCUGCUCUUUGCUCUUCUUUCGUUCCUUCAGCUGUCGUCGAACACGGCCGUGGUGCUGAACUGGUUUGUGUCACUCGUGACGGCCUCGCAGCUCAUCAACUUUUGCGCCGUGUGCGUGUCGUACUUGUGCUUCCACCGGGCUCUCAAGGCACAGGGGAUCAGUCGUGAUUCGUUGCCUUAUAAGGCGUGGUUCAUGCCCUACGCGGCUUGGUAUGCGAUGGCUUGGACGUUUGUGAUGGCUUUUGUGGGUGGAUAUACCGUCUUCCUGCCGUUGCCUGGCUACUGGAACAUUGCCGACUUUUUGUUCUCCUACUCCAUGAUUUUUGUAUACCCAGUGUUAUACUUUGGCUACAAAUUCGUGCGCAAGACGAAGAUCCACAAGCCUGAGGAGGUGGACCUCUUUAAAGAUGUGGAUGAGAUUGAAGAGUACCAGAGAAACUACAUUCCCACUCCCCCAAGGAACGGGUUCGAAAAGAUUCUGGACAAGGUCUUCGGCUGAGUGGGAAACCUAUAAGUGUUGUGGUGGGUGAGGGAGUGAUUGUUGCUUGGUUGGUGAUGGACUGAGCAGUGAUUGCCCUUGCUAAUGGCUGUAUAUAUUGUAGAGAGACGCUUGAAUCUACAUAUUCAA
Trichoderma virens Gv29-8 is the source of this 1818-nucleotide messenger RNA. RefSeq lists its product as uncharacterized. The record is from RefSeq and is a predicted model, not a curated record. The transcript is spliced from 4 exons. Gene Ontology annotation, cellular component: membrane. Bases 1 to 1689 code for a protein of 562 amino acids. Gene Ontology annotation, biological process: amino acid transmembrane transport. Gene Ontology annotation, molecular function: amino acid transmembrane transporter activity. NCBI's taxonomy places the organism in Eukaryota, Fungi, Ascomycota, Sordariomycetes, Hypocreales, Hypocreaceae.